Molecule: messenger RNA, 1933 nt
Organism: Heterocephalus glaber (naked mole-rat)
Lineage: Eukaryota; Metazoa; Chordata; Mammalia; Rodentia; Bathyergidae
Gene: Gsx1
Product: GS homeobox 1
Biological process (GO): regulation of DNA-templated transcription
Cellular component (GO): nucleus
Molecular function (GO): sequence-specific double-stranded DNA binding; DNA-binding transcription factor activity, RNA polymerase II-specific
Source: RefSeq, a predicted model, not a curated record
CCGCGCGCCGGGGCCAUGCCGCGCUCCUUCCUUGUUGACUCGCUGGUGUUGCGCGAGGCGGGCGAGAAGAAGGCGCCAGAGGGCAGCCCGCCUCCGCUCUUUCCCUACUCGGUUCCCCCGCCGCACGCGCUGCAUGGUCUCUCGCCCGGCGCCUGCCACGCGCGCAAAGCCGGGCUGCUAUGCGUGUGUCCGCUCUGCGUCACCGCCUCGCAGCUGCACGGGCCCCCAGGGCCGCCCGCGCUGCCGCUGCUCAAGGCAUCCUUCCCACCCUUCGGCUCGCAGUACUGCCACGCACCCCUGGGCCGCCAGCACACGGCCAUGUCGCCCGGGGUCGCCCAUGGCCCGGCAGCCGCCGCCGCCGCCGCCGCCGCGCUCUACCAAACUUCCUACCCGCUGCCGGACCCCAGGCAGUUUCACUGCCUCUCCGUGGACAGCAGCUCGAACCAGCUGCCCAGCAGCAAGAGGAUGCGCACGGCGUUCACUAGCACGCAGCUGCUGGAACUGGAGCGCGAGUUCGCCUCCAAUAUGUACCUGUCCCGCCUUCGCCGCAUCGAGAUCGCGACUUACCUGAACCUGUCGGAGAAGCAGGUGAAGAUCUGGUUUCAGAACCGCCGGGUAAAGCACAAGAAGGAGGGAAAGGGCACCAACCACCGCGGGGGCGCAGGGGGCGCCGCGGCGGGGGCCGGCGGGGGCGGCGCGCAAGGCUGCAGGUGUGCUUCGCUCUCCUCGGCCAAGUGCUCCGAGGAUGACGACGAGUUGCCUAUGUCUCCGUCCUCCUCGGGGAAGGACGACCGGGACCUCUCGGUCACUCCGUAGGCGCUCUUGCCCUUAGGCCGACUCACCCGGGGCCUCCGGUAGCACCAAGACUGGUCCUGGGACUCGGCGUUGGUCCCUAGGUACCCACUGCCAAGCGACUUCCUCGCCCGGGUUUGGCCCCGCUUUGCGGAAUCCCCCAGCUCUAGGCAGAGCGGGGAUUUUAGCAGAGACCUGCCGGUGGUAUCCGGGCCUGCAGGGCUCCCAGGUGUCCAAAGAGAACUCCAAUUUGGGAACCCCGCGGCGCUCCAGUCCUGCUCCGCAGUGCGUCUCUCUGGCACGCCUGCUCAGCCCAGCGUCUCGCUGGCUGCUGGCUGCCGACGCCUCUCCAGCCUUUUCUGGGCUGGCUCAAGCUUCCUCGCUUCCUCUACUUUCCUUUAUCCUCAGUCAAGCUCAGCCUUUGACGUGGAUGUCCGUUUGCUUUCCUUUUUUAAAAUGUCUCUCCCUCUCAAUUCUUUUCUGUGGUUGCUUAAUCCACCCACGCCCACACCACACGUUGAUGAGCUUUCCUCUCCUUCCCUUGAUCAAGCCUUGCUGUUGGAAGUCCAUCCAGCUUCAAAAUUCCCCAUGAUAUCCGUACCGGGAGAACAGAUCUAUUUUGUUACCUAUUUGCUCUACCAUUCCCCAAGCUCUUCUCCUGCGAUCCCUCUCUAACCCCCAGGUCCUGCCCUGCCUGGGCCUAGCUGUGUAAUUGUAUGGUUUCUGUAAUACCAGAAGAUAUUUAUUUAUUUAUUUAUGUACAAAAUUUUAAAUAAACUUUUUUUUUCUUAGAAAUGCCCGUGCCUCUGGGCUCCAAGACCUCUCUGGUCUGGACUAGACAGGCACUGGCUUGGAUUGGACCUUCCUUCCGGGGCAGGGUAGGGAGGUGUUACCAAGGAUUCUUAGCUCCAGCCCUCAUCUCACUGCUCCCCCAAACGCACAGCCUGCAAGAGACCCAGGCCUCUGCUCCAGCACUGUGCACUUCCCAGAAUCAUCUCCAGCCUGGCACUCCACACCCUGGCCCAUUGGCUGAACUAGAAGGGAGGGGGGGAGCUCUCUUCCUGAUGCAUCUGGGUAAGGACACCUGCAGCACCUCAGGCCAGGGGUGGACCCCACCUCCAGCCCUCCAGGUUUCAUUCUC